AUGGCUGACUUCUUCCCUCCGACUCCGCAGGCCUACAACGUUCUGUUCAGAGGAUUUCAGGCUCUUCUUCCGCAAGCCUCCAGGCAAUGGGCCGCACAUCGUCCAGCAAAGCGCGCCUCAAUCUCCCUGGCCGUUACGCCUGGGCCAUCGCUGAAAGCGUCGGUCCCCUCAAUAUGCUCUUCAUCAUCUACACGCUCCCCUCCCGACUCCAGCCUCCCGCUGCCUCACCCGCCUCUCUCCUUCUUAUACCAUGAACUCCUUGCCCUCCUCUAUCUCCUCCACUACCUCAACCGUGCCAUCACCACCCCCCUCUUCCUCGCUCCGAGCAUGUCCCCCAUCGCAGCUCCAGUCGCCAUCUUGAUGGCAGUCUUUCAAUACGUCAACUCGAGCUGUCUCUCCUGUUGGCUCGUAUACGACGCACAUUCCAAGCUCUCCCAUUCAAACUCAAUCCCUAUCCCCUCCUCCCUCCUCUCCCCACCUUUCACGAACCCACUUCCCCUCCUCGGCGUCGUCCUCUUCACCCUCGGCCUCUACUCCAACAUCGCUUCCGAAACCACCCUCUUCGCUCUCCGCCGCGCCGCCGCCCUCCGCCGCGCGAAAUCCGAAGGAAAACCCCUCCACAACCUGUCCUACCACAAAGUAUACGUGGUGCCCGAGCCGAAGGGGUGGUUCAAGUAUGUGCUGUACCCGCACUAUACGACGGAGUGGCUGGAGUGGACAGGGUAUUGGCUGACAGGUGGUCUGGCCGGGUUGGGUUGGUGGGGUACGCCGGCGAUGUGGUUUGUAGUCAAUGAGGUAGGCACCAUGGCGCCGAGGGCGCUGGAUGGCUGGAGGUGGUAUGAGGGCAAGUUUGGGAAGAGGGCUCUGGCCAGGAGGGCCGCGGUGGUUCCGGGGUUGCUUUAG
This is a messenger RNA of Endocarpon pusillum Z07020, 903 nucleotides long. RefSeq lists its product as uncharacterized. NCBI's taxonomy places the organism in Eukaryota, Fungi, Ascomycota, Eurotiomycetes, Verrucariales, Verrucariaceae. Gene Ontology annotation, biological process: lipid metabolic process. The coding region runs from base 1 to 903 and encodes 300 amino acids. The transcript is spliced from 2 exons. The record is from RefSeq and is a predicted model, not a curated record. Gene Ontology annotation, molecular function: oxidoreductase activity, acting on the CH-CH group of donors.